AGAUGGCAUUCACGUCGAGCGCCGUUACUGAAUGGACGUGUGCCGAGCGCCUCGCUCUGUUCAACGCAAACAUUUUUGUCGGACUGUUUUUUUUUGUUUGUAGCGUUCUAAUUUGUUUCACCGGCUCGGCGCGAGCACUAAAAUUAAAAGCUUUAUUUGGUCACGCUAUAUCUUUCGAUUAUUUGUGGUCAUCUUAGAAUCUAUUGUUACGGAGUGACGUACAGCCUGGUGCAGUGAUAACGGAAAGUGAUGUGAAUUGUGUUGUGUUUACGUUACGAUGUGCGUGGUAGUGUAGGAGGCUGCAUCAUGGGGUAUGCUUCGAACGGUGCGGGGCGGGCGGCGCACGAGGCGCUUCUUGCCCGACAUGAUGCCGAGUUGCGCUUGAUGGAGACUAUGAAACGAAGUUUGCAGGCUAAAAUGAAAAGCGACAGAGAGUACGCUCUGGCGUUGUCCGCUGCAGCCGCACAAGGACAAAAGAUGGACAAAUGCGAGGAACUGAACGGUUCAGUGAUAGCAUCGGCAUGGCGGACGAUGACUGAGGAGUGGGAAAACACAAGCCGCCUGAUAAAGGCCAACGCUGAGGCGCUAGAUUCUCGUGCAUUGGAUCGCCUGAACACACUCAUGACAGAAAGGCGGAAGGCCCGUAAAGUCUACCAGGAAGACCAUAGCAAAAUCUCGUCUCAAUUCACACAGCUCUCAGAAGAGGUUCAGAGGAAACAAAGCGAGUACCAGAAAUGUCUCGAGUCUUACAAACAGAUGAGAGCUAAAUUCGAAGAGAAUUACCUUAAAUGUCCAACCAGCCGAGGAGGGCGUAAAUUAGAUGAGACCAGGGACAAGUACGGCAAAGCUUGCCGAAGGUUACACAGAGCUCACAAUGAGUAUGUGUUGCUGUUGGCGGAGGCAACGGAGUGCGAACGAGCGCUGCGUACCGCCUCCUUGCCUGCGCUUUUCGACCAGCAGCGACGGCUUGGAGAGGCUACGGCUUCGUCGUGGAAAGGCAUUUUGAUGGAAGUGGUGCAGAGGUCCGACUUUGGCACGGAGAAGUUUAAGGAGAUACAAAACAAGAUUGAAUCGUCUGUACAGAAUCUUAGGCCGCAGGAGGAGUACAAAGAGUUUAUUGAAAAGUACAGGUCACCGCCCUCAACUCCAAUUUCAUUCAACUUCGACGAGAGCUUAGUCGAAGACACUAGCGGAAAACUUCAACCGAACCAACUGACUGUUGACAAUCUCACUGUGGAAUGGCUCAAAGAGAAGUUGACAGAACUGGAAACGAUAUUACAAGAAAACAGGGAAAAACAAACAGCACUACAGGGACCAGAAAUCAUUGGAAACGGUGUCUGUAAAAAUAACAACACUGGAAUGACAAAUGGGGUUAAUGGAGUCGAUAGACAUUCCCCACCGCCGAUCCCCGUGACGACAGCAGAGCCCGUAAAGCUGCUGGAGCUUCGCGUUUCCGAGCGCAAGUGUGCGCGACAGGCGGAGAUGAUCCGCACCGCGCUCGCCGAGCUGGGCUGCGAGGAGGCGCCCAGCGGCUGUCCCGACCUCUCUGCUGAAGUCGUGGGCGUCGACAGUAUGGACGGCAGCUCGCCCGACCACCAGGAUCGGUCGUCCCUCGGAUCGAAAGCGUCGAUGGACGCUCUGCGAUUGCACCUCCACUCUAUCAUACCGCCGAAGCCGUUCUUCAGAAUGUUUACACGUCCCUUCCGACGCAAGUCGGUCCCGUCCAGCCCCGCGUUACCGCCCAAGACAUAUAGGAGUAGCAGCGAGGGACCGUCGGAUUCGGUUAGCGUGAGUGAGACAGAGCGAUCAUUAGUGGACCAAGAAUGGUUCCACGGUGUACUGCCUCGGGAGGAAGUGGUUCGUUUGUUGAGAGCUGAUGGGGACUACUUAGUCCGAGAAACAACUAGGAAUCACGCAAGGCAACUAGUAUUGUCUGUGUGUUGGGGACAACAUAAACACUUUAUCGUGCAGACCACACCAGAGGGCCACUACCGGUUCGAGGGCGCGGCGUUCCCGUCGGUGGGCGAGCUGAUCGCGUGGCAGCGCGCGAGCGGCGUGCCCGUCACGGCGCGCUCGGGGGCGCUGCUGCGGCGCGCCGUGCCGCGCGAGACCUGGGAGCUCAACAACGACCACGUGCAGCUGCUGGACAAGAUCGGCCGGGGUAACUUCGGCGACGUGUACAAAGCCCGAUUGAAGACUACGGGUCAGGAGGUGGCCGUGAAGACGUGUCGAGUGGCUCUUCCCGAGGACCAGAAGCGAACCUUCCUGCAGGAGGGUCGCAUCCUAAAGCAAUACCAGCACCCGAACAUUGUGAGACUCAUCGGUAUCGCAGUACAGAAGCAACCGAUCAUGAUCGUCAUGGAACUCGUCCCUGGUGGCUCCCUGUUAACGUUCUUACGUACGAGAGCGUCGAACCUCAGUUCCCGAACGCUGUUAGCAAUGUGUAGAGACGCAGCGGGCGGCAUGCGGUAUCUGGAGUCUAAGAAUUGCAUCCACCGUGACCUGGCCGCCAGGAACUGCCUUGUGGGAGACGACAACAUCGUCAAGAUAUCGGACUUCGGCAUGUCGAGGGAGGAGGAGGAAUAUAUAGUGUCGGGUGGCAUGAAGCAAAUACCUAUCAAGUGGACGGCUCCGGAGGCUCUGAAUUUUGGCAAGUACACGUCGCUGUGUGACGUGUGGAGCUACGGCGUGCUCAUGUGGGAGAUCUUUUCGAAGGGAGACACGCCCUACGCCGGCAUGAGCAACUCGCGCGCGCGGGAGAAGAUCGACAACGGGUACCGCAUGCCAGCUCCUGAGGGCUGUGCGGAGGACGUAUACGCACUGAUGUUGCGCUGCUGGGAGUACGAGCCUGACAAGAGACCGCAUUUCCAUCAGAUAUACACUAUCAUAGACAACAUUUACAAUAGGUAACGGUGAGUCUUAUAUCCACCAAUGGCGUGAAGUUGUCUUUAAACUAAAAUGAUCUACUAAUAGACAAAUGUCCUUGAAGUAAUCGAUUUAAUCUUAAUAAAUAAAGUAAAAUAUUACCCUAAUUUUAAAUUUAUAUGUACUCAUUGUUCUAACGUUGCAGAUGUAAUGUUUUUUUUUGUUGUAAAUGUAAAUGACAAACGAUCAAACGUAACGACAAAAUAAUUAAAAAAACUGAGACUUUAUAAUUUUCACGUAGUGUCAACUCCGUUUUAUUUUUUUUGGCGAAAAAAAUUAAACAACUUUUCAAGAACACAAUGAAAACAAGUAUAAACUAUAAAUAAAGCAGUAUUUUUAUUUGUCCUUCAAUUCUUGAGAGAGAAUUGUUGUGGACAGGCUUGCUACAAUUCUUUAUAUAAUUUGAUUGUAAAUAUUUAUCAUUUUACCCAAACAUCUAUGAUAUGUCAGUAUUGUUUUAAUAUGUAAGUUGUAAAUUCUAUAGAAAUAAUAUUAUUCAAUAGAAUGUAACUCAAUUGUAUUUGUAAGAAUUGAAAUGAAAACUGGCAACAAUAUUUUCUUUUAAGAUAAUUUUAAUCAGCCAUUUUGUAUUAUAGAGGAAAAUGUUAUGAUCUUGCCGUAGACAGAGAAACUAAGUUACUUAGUACUCUUAUCUUAAGUAACUUAGUUUCUCUGUCUACGGAUCUUGCAGAAUGUGUUGUAAAAGUUAGUGGUAAUUUUUGUUGGAAGAAAAAAACUGCUUAAUUUUAUUUUGUUACUUUCCUCUAAUUUUACUUGACUACUGUUGUUUUGUUUGAAUCCAUGUAUUUUUAAACAAAGUUUGUUGCUUAAUAUGAAAACUGUAUUUUGAUGUCUUUUACAAAAAUGUUGAUCUCUAAAACAACUUUAGGGUUUGAGCGAACAUGGAUGGAAUAGAAUAAUAGAAAAACAAGUCUUUAUAAAACUCAACGCUUUAUGUAAUUAGGACUUAACAUUAUAAUUGAGACGGUGAAUUAUAUCUUUUAUUGCCAUUUGACUUCGUCCUGUAUUAUAUUUAAGUUUUUAUAUUUAUAGGUAUGUUAUUAUAUAUUGCUUUAUUAAAAUUGUGCUAUUUGUGUUUCAAUAGCUGACCUUUUUAUUCUACUACGUCACAGUUUAGACUUAUUGUGAACUGUAUGCAUGUAUUUUUGUAUAAUUAAUAAUAUUUCAAAAUACACAAUUGUAAACCGAAAGUUUCCAAAGGUGCAAAUUUUGAUAUGACAUAUUAUUACAAAAUCUUUUUACACAUUUCAUAUGAAUACUUUUAAUGAAUCGUGAAUUUAUUAAUUUGGAAAAAAAUAUUGUGAUAAACGAUGUGCUUCCAAUAAAAUUUAUAAUAUUUUUCUUGCCUAGUUGUAUGUUAUUAAAAAAUAAAUAUUAUAUGUAACAAAACAAUAAC
Nymphalis io (European peacock) is the source of this 4342-nucleotide messenger RNA. RefSeq names its product tyrosine-protein kinase Fer (gene FER). Gene Ontology annotation, molecular function: non-membrane spanning protein tyrosine kinase activity; ATP binding. Lineage: Eukaryota; Metazoa; Arthropoda; Insecta; Lepidoptera; Nymphalidae. Gene Ontology annotation, biological process: peptidyl-tyrosine phosphorylation. The transcript has 14 exons. The record is from RefSeq and is a predicted model, not a curated record. The coding region runs from base 307 to 2910 and encodes 867 amino acids.